Molecule: messenger RNA, 2580 nt
Organism: Sporothrix brasiliensis 5110
Lineage: Eukaryota; Fungi; Ascomycota; Sordariomycetes; Ophiostomatales; Ophiostomataceae
Exons: 2
Coding region: 1-2580 (859 amino acids)
Molecular function (GO): ATP binding; ATP-dependent protein folding chaperone
Source: RefSeq, a predicted model, not a curated record
AUGAGCAACAACGGCGGGCCAUUGCGACCACCGCCACCGCCGGCGCAGCGGUCGCGAGAUACACGGAGCAACUACUUUGCGACGUACACCUCGGCGCCCGUCUCUACCCCCACACCACCCCCGCCGCCGCCCCCACCAAUACACAAUACCGCCGCGGCGUCGGCAGCAGCAGUCGCCGGCACAACAGCAGCAGCUGCCCAUACAGUACCAACGCCACCUCCGCCCCCACCACCAAGAGUCCACGCUUCCACGUCCUCCUCGUCUUCGCUGCUGUUGACACCAACGUCAUUGACUGCAGCGUCGUUAGCAGCGAACCAGGCUGGCGCGCGAGGCACCGUCUACUCGCCAACGUCGCCGACGUCGCAGGGCCCGGCACCUUCAUUAAUACCCGGUGGCGCCAACUCGGCCUCCUCGUCGACAACCUCCCUCUUUCGCUCCAACUCCAACUCAAACACUGCCAAUGCCGCAGCAGGAGCAGCAGCCACAGGCGCACCCGUUGGCGCCGCUGUGACCAAUCCGGCCAGCUCGGGCACCCCAAACCCGCCCUCGGCAGCGGAAGCCAUCCAUGGCCCGGUCCGUGAACCCGUUCGCGAGUUCACACCACCGACGGACCGUCUCAUUGUGGGAGUCGAUUUUGGCACGACGUUCUCGGGAGUCGCCGCCGUGUACACACCCAUGCCCGACGACAUUGAGAUUAUCAAAACGUGGCCGGGCGGCAACGGUAUCACCUCCGACAAGGUGCCGACCGAGAUGACCUAUGACCUGCCAAUUGAUGCGCCACCGGGCACAGAGCCCACGGUGCGAUGGGGAUUUCAGUUCAAGCCCGAGGAGUCGCGGCUGCGCUGCAUCAAGCUGUUUCUCGACCGCACACAAAAGCUGCCGUUCUAUGUCAGUCCGCUCGAGACCGCCGCCCAGUUGAGCCGCUACAAGAAGACGGUGGUCGACGCUGUUGCCGACUAUCUCACCCAGGUCUACAGGCACACCAUGGACACGCUCUCGCGGCGUUACGGCGCAUCCUUUAUGGCCUCGACGCGUGUAGACUUUGUUCUGACCUGCCCUGCCGUGUGGUCCGAUGCCGCAAAGAACACGACGCUGUUGGCCGCCGAGCGCGCGGGCAUGGGCGACCGCUCGUCCAUCCAGAUGAUCAGUGAGCCCGAGGCCGCCGCCGUGUACACGCUCAAGGCCAUCCAGCCCAACCACCUCAAUGUCGGUGACAACUUUAUUGUGUGCGACGGCGGUGGAGGCACUGUCGACCUGAUUGCGUACAAAAUCAUUUCGUUGAAGCCGUUGCGUGUGGAGGAAUCGGCCGUGGGCACGGGCGGACUGUGUGGCAGCGCGUUCCUCAACUACCGCUUCGAGGAGCAUGUGUGUCGUAGACUUGGCCAGAGCCGCUUCGACGAAAUGAAGACGAAGAAAAGCAAGACCUGGCAGAUGGGACUGCGAUACUUUGAGGAGUUUGUGAAGCGCAACUUUAACGAGGACGAGCACCAGGAAGUCAACAUUCCGUUCCCCGGUUUGCCCGAUGAUGAGGAGGCUGGGCUUGACUCCGGUUUCUUGGUCAUGUCAGCCGAGCAGGUGUUGGAGAUUUUCGAACCGAUCGUCAAAGAGGUCUGCGAUCUUGUCCAGGGCCAAGUCGACAAGCUGCGUGCAAAGGGCGGCAUUGUAUCCGGCAUCAUUCUUGUCGGUGGCUUUGGCCAGAGCGAUUAUCUGUACAGGCGACUGAAGCACCACUUCCGCGGCAACCUGAUGGAUGGGCUCGCCAGCCAUGGCACUGGCUCGUCACAACUGCCACCACCGCCCUAUAGCGAGCGUCCCACGCAUGCGGCAGCUGCGUCGUUGGACAUUGCCAACUUGAGUCUUGGCGACGGCGUUGCAAACGGAUCUGUUCUGGUUCCGCCCAUCGAGGUCAUGCAGCCCGUUUAUGCCUGGACAGCCGUUGUCCGUGGUGCCGUCUUGCGGGGACUGGAAGGCAGCAUGGUGCUGUCCCGGCGGGCGCGCUUCCACUAUGGCACAUCGUAUGCCACCGUCUACGACGAGGCGAAGCAUUCGGUCAGCGAGCGCUACUGGUCGCCGCUCUGGGAGCGGUGGAUGGUGUCCGACCGCAUGCAGUGGCACAUUGCAAAGGGCGACUCCAUCUCGCCCCUGUCACCCAUUGCUUUCCACUACACCCGUAACUUCCGCCCGGGUCAGUCGCUGAUUGUGACGGACGACCUGAUUGCCUGUGCUGCCGACGAACCGCCAGAUUCGUACACCCGAGGCGGCGGCAGCGGGUUUGGCGGUGGUGCGCUUGCAAAGAGUGGUGCUCACAACGGUAGUAGUGAGAAUCUGGGAGGCAGCGGCGGCGGCGGUGACGGCGAUGAUGCGGACGGUAAUGGAAGCAAACUGAUCCAUGUCUGUACAUUGACGACGGACCUUAGCGCCGUCCCGCGAAGCCUCUUUACGCGCCUGACGACGACUCGCGGCGUUGAGUUUGACAACCUCGACUUUACCCUGGAAAUGGUCGUGGACAGUGCCGGGCUAGGGUUCGAGCUCAAGGUCGACGGAGUCCGCUAUGGCCGUGUUGAGGCAGACUUCCACUGA